Messenger RNA from Fonsecaea multimorphosa CBS 102226, 708 nucleotides. RefSeq lists its product as uncharacterized. Gene Ontology annotation, biological process: intracellular copper ion homeostasis; mitochondrial respiratory chain complex IV assembly. Gene Ontology annotation, molecular function: copper chaperone activity; copper ion binding. The record is from RefSeq and is a predicted model, not a curated record. The coding region runs from base 1 to 708 and encodes 235 amino acids. Gene Ontology annotation, cellular component: mitochondrial inner membrane. NCBI's taxonomy places the organism in Eukaryota, Fungi, Ascomycota, Eurotiomycetes, Chaetothyriales, Herpotrichiellaceae. The transcript has 2 exons.
AUGCAGCCAUUCUCAUUCAGAUCAGCGGCGCUCUUCGUCGGCGUCGGCGCAGGCAUGAUAUUUUAUUUCACGUUCGAGAAGAAGCGGUUGGAGCGGAAGAGGAUCGUGGAGAUGAGCAAAGGAUACGGGAAACCCAAGGUCGGCGGCCCGUUCGCAUUGAAGGACGUCGACGGGAAUGAUUUCACGGACAAGGAUUUGUUGGGCAAAUAUUCACUCAUCUAUUUCGGCUUCAGUCAUUGUCCCGACAUCUGCCCCGACGAGCUCGACAAAAUGGGGGAAGCCCUCGAUAUAAUCCAAGAGAGAGCCCCGAACACAGUGCGGCCGAUUUUCAUCUCCUGCGAUCCCAACCGCGACACUCCCGAUGUCCUCAAAGCAUACUUGGCCGAAUUCCAUCCCGCCAUCCUCGGAUUGGUUGGUACAUGGCAACAGACAAAAGACGUUUGUAAACAAUAUCGGGUAUAUUUCUCCACGCCCCCAGAGUUGAAGCCAGGCGAAGAAGACUACCUGGUGGACCACAGCAUAUACUUCUACGUGAUGGACCCUGAAGGUGACUUUGUCGAAUGUAUCGGAAGGCAAGACACGCCGGAGAGUGCGGCGGCCAUUGUCCUCCAGCACAUCAAGGAUUGGAGAAGGGAGAGGAAGCCGAUUGAUACAACGCCGCUCCCGUACCUUCAGAAGAAAGAGUUGGCCCCUAGUGGUAAGCAGUGA